Molecule: messenger RNA, 2872 nt
Organism: Brachypodium distachyon (stiff brome)
Lineage: Eukaryota; Viridiplantae; Streptophyta; Magnoliopsida; Poales; Poaceae
Product: pollen receptor-like kinase 3
Exons: 2
Coding region: 458-2497 (679 amino acids)
Biological process (GO): protein phosphorylation
Molecular function (GO): protein kinase activity; ATP binding; protein binding
Source: RefSeq, a predicted model, not a curated record
ACACUGCAUUUAAUUUAUUUAUUUUCCAACAUGGUUCACAUACCUGAAAGAAGCAACAUGCAUCUGUUUCAGUUUACUAAUUUAAUCUUUGCCUAAUUUGCCAUCUUUGCUUCUUUUAGAGAUGGUUUGCAGAACCAAUAGCCACAUUUCCUGCCCCAUUUUUCUCAUGGAAAAAAAGAGACAACCAGACUACUCUCGAUUGCACAUUUACUCUUCUUCUUUUCUUUUCUUUUUGUCAGAAAAGGUGGCAAAGCCGUUGCAUUGCAUCAUCUCCAUUGAUCACCUGUUGUCUCAGCCGAGUAACACUAUUUUUAGGUCCCAAAAACUGCAUGCCUAACCACUGGAGCAGAAGAGGCAUUGAGAAAACGCAGAAGAGGCAAAGCCAAGAAAGGCAGGAAACAUUUACAGGGGCUGGAAGAAAACUAGAGGAAAGGCUCUGACCUCCACCAAGACGGUCAUGGUCACCCUCAUCCUAGCGUUCCGGCUCUCCACUCUUCUCCUCCUCCUCGCCGGUGGCCGGGUGACCCUCGCCGCCGAACCCGCUGCCGAGGCGGCGGCCCUCCUGCGCCUCAAGGCGUCGCUUACGGACCCGAACAAGGUGCUCGAAGCGUGGUCGGCGUCGUCGCCGUCGACGCCGUGCAAUGCCACGCACCCAUGGCACGGGGUGCAGUGCGACAACGGCGGCCUCAUCGGGCUCCGGCUCGUCCGCCAUAACCUCUCCGGCAAGUUUGACUUCGGCGCGCUCGCGAACCUCCCAGGCCUGCACACCAUCAACCUCAGGCACAAUGCCUUCGCCGGCCCGCUGCCGCCGAGCCUCGGCACCGUGCGCAGCCUCCGGGCGCUCUACCUGUCGCACAACGCGUUCUCUGGCCCCGUCCCCGGCGACGUGUUCGGCAACAUGCGGUGGCUCAAGAAGCUCUAUCUCGACAACAACGAGCUCACAGGCCCGCUCCCCGCUGCCGCCAUCGCCGGCGCGCCGCGGCUCCUGGAGCUCCACCUUGACCACAACAGGAUCGACGGGCCCGUCCCGGAGCUCCUCCCGGCCUCGCUCCGGCUCUUCAACGUCUCCCACAACCGCCUCACAGGCUCGCUCCCGCGCGCCGUCGCCACGCGGUUCAACGAGUCGGCGUUCGCGGGCAACCCCGGCCUGUGCGGCGCGCCGGGGAGCGGUCCCGGCGCAUGCUCCCCGGCCGCCGCCGCGAAGUCGCCGGACUCGCCCGCGCCCGGCUCGAUGCCAAUGCCGAUGCCGCCCAUGACCCCCGCGGACUACUUCGCCGUGGAGGAGGAGACGAGCGUGGUGGUCGUGAUCGGCAUCAUCCUCCUCGUGAUCGCCCUGGUGACCGGCGCCAUGGUGCUCAUGCUCCGGCAGGACGAGCGCAACAGCGCCCCGCCACCGUGCUAUGACACGGUCCCCGUCAGCGGCAGCCCCACCUCCAAGACCAUGUCCAUCUCCUCCGCCAACGCGCAGCCGCCCCGGUCCUCCAACGCGGUGGCCAUGGAGAUGGCCGGGUCCAGCCGCGGCGGAGGCAUGGGCGGCGGCAAGCGGGCGGACGAGUUCGUGCUGAUGAGCCGGGCCAGCGGCGAGUUCGGGCUCCAGGACAUGAUGAAGGCCUCAGCCGAGGUGCUCGGCAACGGCACCCUGGGCUCCGCCUACAAGGCCGCCAUGCGCAACGGCAUCACGGUAGCCGUGAAGCGGAUGCGCGACAUGAACCGCGUGGGCCGCGAGGAGUUCGAGAACCACCUCCGAAUGCUCUGCGAGCUCCGCCACCCCAACGUCCUCUCCCCUCUCGGCUACCAUUACCGCAAGGAGGAGAAGCUCAUCGUCUCCGAGUUCAUGCCCCGCGGCUCCCUCCUCUACGUCCUACACGGGGAUCAGAGCCCGAACAGGGUGGUGUUGGAUUGGUGGGCUCGGCUGCGGAUCGCGGUGGGGGUGGCGAGGGGGAUGGCGUACCUGCACGAGAAGCUGGGGAUGCCGGCGAUGCGGUUCGUGAGCAUGGACGGCGCCGACUUCGACGCGCCGCCGCCGCCGCCGCCGCACGGGAACCUCAAAUCGGGGAACAUCCUCCUCGACGCGGAGCUGCAGCCGCGGAUCGUCGACUACGGCUUCUUCCCGCUCGUCAACGCGCCGCAGCUGGCGGGGGCCAUGUUCGCCUUCCGCUCCCCGGAGGCCAACACGCCGGGGGUGUCGGCGAGGUCCGACGUGUACUGCCUGGGCGUGGUGCUCCUGGAGCUCGUCACGGGGCGGUUCCCGUCGCAGUACCUCGUCAACGUGCGCGGCGGGACGGACGUCGUGCAGUGGGCGGCGGCGGCCGUCCUCGAGGGCUGCGAGCACGAGCUCGUCGACCCCGUCGUCGCCGCCGCGGGACCCGCGGCCGUGGGCGGUGCCGUGAGGAUGGUGAGGGUGGCCGGGGAGUGCACCAUCUCCGCGCCCGAGAGCCGGCCGAACAUGGCGGAGGCCGCCCGGAUGGUCGAGGAGGUCGCCAAUGGCGCCUCGUGACCACUGCGCCACCGCCGCCGCGAAAUUUCUUCGGACGAACGCGAUCGAAUCCGGACCGUUGAUCAGGGGGAGGAGGGUGACGUGGCGAGAAUCGGAGAAGGGGCGUUGUUUGGCUGAAAAUAUAUUGAAGGUCUGAAUUUGUAAAAAUGGGAGAAGGAAGGCAGUCAGGACCAGAUGGAGGGGUAAACCGUUCCCGUUGUUUUACAUCUCUAGUGAUUUCUCUAGGCUACUUACAUACGAUUUCUUCUAGUUUGGGGGGGAUGGAAACAAGGACCAUACUCGUGUGGAUUUUUCUAGAGAUCAUUGUACCCGUUGUAUGUUGUAUGUAUGCAUGUAAAAAGUCUUCGAUUUAGAGUAUUUGUUCAAAUUAUAAUU